This is a messenger RNA of Arabidopsis arenosa, 1458 nucleotides long. The record is from the annotation of a GenBank genome assembly. NCBI's taxonomy places the organism in Eukaryota, Viridiplantae, Streptophyta, Magnoliopsida, Brassicales, Brassicaceae.
UCUCAGCUUGCAAGUUCUUUCUCAACUACAGAACUCCAAGCUUGUACUGUACUCUAAUACGUCGCCGUUUUAUAUUGUACUCUUUUGUUUCCUCUUACCAGAAAAAUAAAUAAAUAGCAUUUUUUUAUUUUUCGACUCAAAUCAUGCAAACCAUUUCGCCUGCGUUCAAAUCCGUCAUUCAACCAAAUCUAACGGCUAAGAACGCGCGUUACUCUCAAGUAAAUGGAAAGCGCGUGUCUGUUCGUUGCGGUUACAGGUCUGAGUCGUUUAGCUUCCCUAACGGUGUUGGCUCAACCCGAGCCGAUUGGCAAAGCUCAUGCGCCAUCUUAGCCAGCAAAGUAGUUUCGGCUGAGAAUUCAAGCUCAAUCACCGGUGGUUUAGCCGAUCAAGUCGCCGUCGUUAACGGUCACAGUAACGGUUCCGUUGAUCUAAGCCUUGUUCCGUCAAAGUCGCAGCAUAACGGAAAGCCUGGAUUGAUUCAGCCGUUAACGAUAACAGAUCUAUCUCCGGCGCCGUCUCAUGGAUCUACUCUCCGUGUAGCGUAUCAAGGAGUUCCCGGCGCUUAUUCCGAAGCAGCCGCCGGAAAAGCUUACCCGAACUCUGAAGCUAUUCCUUGUGAUCAGUUCGACGUUGCGUUUCAGGCGGUGGAGCUUUGGAUCGCCGAUCGUGCUGUUCUCCCAGUUGAGAACUCUCUCGGUGGUUCGAUUCAUAGAAAUUACGAUCUCCUCCUCCGUCACCGUCUCCACAUCGUCGGAGAAGUUCAGAUCCCGGUUCAUCACUGUCUCCUUGCUCUUCCCGGAGUUCGUACGGAUUGCAUCACGCGAGUGAUUUCGCAUCCUCAAGCUCUGGCUCAGACGGAAGGAUCGCUAAACAAACUCACUCCAAAAGCAGCGAUUGAGGCGUUUCACGACACAGCCGCGGCGGCUGAAUACAUCGCUGCUAACAACCUCCAUGAUACGGCGGCGGUUGCGAGCGCAAGAGCAGCUGAGCUUUACGGACUUCAGAUUCUCGCCGACGGGAUCCAAGACGACGCAGGAAACGUCACGCGCUUCCUUAUGCUAGCGCGUGAUCCAAUCAUCCCCCGCACGGAUCGUCCGUUUAAAACAAGUAUUGUUUUCGCCGCUCAAGAACAUAAAGGAACUAGCGUUUUAUUCAAAGUGCUUUCCGCGUUUGCGUUUCGAAACAUUAGCUUGACGAAAAUCGAAUCGCGGCCGCAUCAGAAUUGCCCGGUUAGAGUCGUCGGCGACGAAAACGUAGGAACGUCGAAGCACUUUGAGUAUACAUUCUACGUCGAUUUCGAAGCGUCGAUGGCGGAGGCGCGUGCACAAAACGCGUUAGCGGAGGUGCAAGAGUACACGUCAUUCCUCAGGGUGCUGGGAAGUUACCCAAUGGAUAUGACGCCAUGGUCCACGUUACCUAGCGAAGACGUAUGACAAAUAAUAAUUUUAUCUGAAUUUU